GGCUGAUGUAAAGUUGCAUGUCCGUGGCUGAAUAGGCACCACCGGCAGUCACUCCUUGGGGUUUCAUUUCCAUUGUUCUGAAUCAAAAUUAUUUAAUUUCCCCUCCUUAGCGGACUGUCGUAGCAACUGGACUGACAUGGCGGAGAUAACAAAAGGUGUGGAGCAAGUCUCAGUGGGUGAGCUGUAUGUGUCGGACAAAAGUGGCAGCGACCAGGAUGGAGACGGCACGGAGCAGAAACCCUUCAAAACUCCUCUCAAGGCUCUGAUGUUUGCUGGGAAGGAGCCGUUCCCGACCAUCUAUGUAGAAUCACAGAAGGAGGGAGAGCGUUGGGCAGUUAUCUCUAAAACGCAGAUGAAGAAUGCAAAGAAGGCCUUCAACCGUGAGCAGAUGAAGAGCGAUGCCAAAGAGAAGAAGGAGGCAGAGGACAACGACAGGAGAGAGAAGAACCUGGAGGAAGCCAAGAAGAUCGUCAUUGAGAAAGACCCCAGCCUGCCUGACCCUGAAUCGGUUAAAAUUCAGCAUCUGGAGCCAAAGAGAGGUCAAAGAGUCAAAGUGUUUGGAUGGGUUCAUCGCCUUAGGAGACAAGGGAAGAACCUGAUGUUCAUUGUGCUGAGAGAUGGAACUGGUUUCCUCCAGUGUGUCCUGUCUGAUAAACUGUGCCAGUGCUACAACGGCUUGCUGCUGUCCACAGAGAGUACAGUGGCUCUGUACGGGACCGUCACUCCAGUUCCUGAGGGGAAACAGGCGCCCGGAGGCCAUGAGCUGCACUGUGACUUCUGGGAGCUGAUCGGUUUAGCUCCGGCGGGCGGGGCCGACAAUCUGCUGAACGAAGAGUCUGAUGUCGACGUCCAGCUGAACAACCGUCACAUGCUGAUCAGAGGAGAGAACGUCUCCAAGGUCCUCCGAGUCCGAUCCACCGUCACACAGUGCUUCAGGGAUCACUUCUUCAGCCAGGGAUACUACGAGAUCACUCCUCCGACCCUGGUGCAGACUCAGGUGGAGGGCGGCUCCACGCUGUUUAACCUCAACUACUUUGGCGAGCAGGCGUACCUGACGCAAUCAUCCCAGCUCUACCUGGAGACCUGCAUACCUGCCCUGGGCGACACCUUCUGCAUCGCCCAGUCGUACCGGGCCGAGCAGUCUCGCACCCGGAGACACCUGUCUGAGUACACUCACAUCGAGGCCGAGUGUCCCUUCAUAUCGUUUGAGGACCUUCUGAACAGACUGGAGAACCUGGUGUGUGACGUGGUGGACCGAGUGCUCAAAUCCCCCGCCGCACAGCUGCUCUACGACAUCAACCCGAACUUCAAACCCCCCAAGAGGCCGUUCAAGAGGAUGAACUACACUGAAGCCAUCGAGUGGCUGAGAGAGCACGACGUCAAGAAGGAUGACGGCUCCUAUUACGAGUUUGGAGAGGACAUCCCUGAGGCUCCAGAGAGGUUGAUGACAGACAGCAUCAACGAGACCAUCUUGCUCUGCCGUUUCCCAGCUGAGAUCAAAUCCUUCUACAUGCAGCGCUGCCCUGAGGACAAACGCCUCACUGAGUCGGUUGACGUGUUGAUGCCAAAUGUUGGUGAGAUUGUUGGAGGCUCGAUGCGUAUCUGGGACGCUGAGGAGCUGCUGGACGGAUACAAGAGGGAGGGAAUCGACUCCACCCCAUACUACUGGUACACUGACCAGAGGAAGUACGGCACCUGUCCUCAUGGCGGUUACGGUCUGGGUCUGGAGCGCUUCCUUACCUGGCUGCUGAACAGACAUCACAUCAGAGACGUCUGCCUGUACCCACGAUUCAUCCAGCGCUGCCGACCCUGAACACACACACACACACACACAUUCUGUUAGUUGUAUCUGGACCUGGCACGUGAGCCAUAAAAUGUGUCGCUACAUCAAAUGUAAAACAAGUCAACGUUUUGUCCUGUUAGCUGUUUUAUUUUCUGAAGAGCUCAAAUCUCUACAGUGAACUCCAUGUCUCUCCACAGACGGUUAGAAAAACCCCUCUGCCUCGUAUUACACAGCUUCCUCCUCAUUUGUUCUGACUUGAAACCUGACCAUUUCUGCCUCUGCUGAUGCUUGACGGCUGAUUAUUUAACCAGUUAUAAACACUGUAGUUUCUUGUGACUGUACAGUGUGUCUGCAAGUCCUGGAGAAAAUGUCUAAAAUGUGAUUCUCAGUGCUGCUUUUUUCAGUUAACUGUUUAUUUUAUUAUAAUUAUUCACAGGAAUUUGUAAAAGUUUACUUUAUGCAGUUGCAGAGAUUUAUAAGCUGCAUUAUCAUUGAUUUUAGUACGUAAAUAUUUGCAAAUUCCUGUGGAGAUUUGUAGUAAAAUAAAGUAUAAGUUAAAUUUGAAUGCUUCAACAUGUCAUGGUAAACUAUCCACCAGCCAUACAAACUGUUUGCUGAUAUGUCAACACUUGAGUAGUUGGUAUUAUAGAUACAUUAGGAUAUUAGACAUACUUAAAUCUAAGGUGACUGUACUUGCAGCCACCCUGUUGUUUUCUAAAGUAAACAAUCAUGUCAGCUUUCACAACAAGUGUCUUUAACUUCAGGAACCAAGUACCUGAACUUGUAGUUGGCUAAAAUAAAUCUGAUGCCAAAUUUGUAUUGAAAAUCACACAAACACUGUAUCAGCAAGAUGCAGAGCAAAAUCUUCUCAAACAAAACUCUGAAAAAAACAAAAAUCCCACCUUCUGAAAUUCUGAGUCAGAUUCACAGAAAUAUAAACAUUAACUUCUGUAUCUGAACAAACCUGAUGGAGACGUGUGUCCUUCCCUCUAAAGAUGUGUGGAGAAGAAAAAAGGAAACAUUUUCUCAUAAGUAUGACUUAACAUUUUAUUAUUGAUCUACAGUUACAAGCCGUGCCGCCACACACAUGCACACACUUGACAAACUUUAAUCGCAAAACAACAGCGACGCUUUUAUGCACGUUUCAUAUACUUGGGAACAUUUUCUUCUUCUUUCCUGAAAGUAACAGUCGGAAAAAAAAUACAUGGACAGCAGUCUGUCAUCAAAUGAUGGUGGUUUAGAAAUGUGACGGAGGCGUCAGGCCUCAGGGGGUCUCAUCAUGUUUGUCUGUUCUGCCUCUUCGUCUGAAAAUACUCCUCAGAUCAAUAAACUGCACUUAAAUGAGAUGUAAUUCAAACA
This is a messenger RNA of Seriola dumerili (greater amberjack), 3142 nucleotides long. RefSeq names its product asparaginyl-tRNA synthetase (gene nars1). The record is from RefSeq and is a predicted model, not a curated record. Gene Ontology annotation, biological process: asparaginyl-tRNA aminoacylation. Gene Ontology annotation, cellular component: cytoplasm. Lineage: Eukaryota; Metazoa; Chordata; Actinopteri; Carangiformes; Carangidae. Gene Ontology annotation, molecular function: ATP binding; nucleic acid binding; asparagine-tRNA ligase activity. The coding region runs from base 137 to 1813 and encodes 558 amino acids. The transcript has 15 exons.